Pectinophora gossypiella (pink bollworm) is the source of this 1108-nucleotide messenger RNA. RefSeq lists its product as uncharacterized. The coding region runs from base 149 to 631 and encodes 160 amino acids. The record is from RefSeq and is a predicted model, not a curated record. NCBI's taxonomy places the organism in Eukaryota, Metazoa, Arthropoda, Insecta, Lepidoptera, Gelechiidae. The transcript is spliced from 3 exons.
UUUUUGAAGUGGACGCAUUUAAAAGUCGUAUUUUCUAAUUUUAAUUUUCUAUGUUUAUUUGUUAGUUUUCUACGCAUUUUUUUAAUUGUACGCUUGCAUUAUAUUUACUUUUAUAUAAAUAUAAUUGUUAUAAUAUUAAAUAAUCAAGAUGAGUCGACUGCAAGAAGUAAUCAAACGUUGUGAACACAUUAAGAGGACACCACCAGAUAGAACCAUUACUGAAGACAUGACGAAGCAGAUAGCACAGAACUACCGCACCCUCCCUUCUUUCGAGCAGACGUGUUUCGACCUGUCCUGCAUCAAGCAGUACUCCAUGGAACGCAACCAGCUGAUGAGGUGUCGUUGGAAAGAAUACAAACACAUCGAGAAGAAAGAGUUCCAACCAUUCUUCUUUCCUGAUCACCGCGAUCUUCACUUCCACCAAAGCAUGGUGCGUUUCAACCCGUCGUUGUCGAAAUUCCGCCAGACAGAUCACCGUAAGAAGCUGAAGCCUGGCCCUGGAGUAGACAGAUUGGGUCAGAUGCCUAUCCCCGUUGAGUUACAGAUGAAGAGAGGCAUCGAACGCGACGAAGAUAAGAAGGAGAAAGUACCUAAAAUAAAGUACAUGGGAAAGAAAAAAAAUAAGAGAUAAUUUUUCUAAGCUUUAAUAAGCUUGAUUUGUUAUUCUUCUUCUUCUAUCGUGUGGAUUGUGAGGUGAAUUACCAACCCCAUCAACCCUGGUGUCAGGGAUUUGUUAUUCAUUUUAGGAUUUAUAUUUGUGGUCAUUCUCGCGUCAGACAGAGUACUGCGGGGCGGAAGGCAAGAGGGAAAUCACUGCCCUAUAUUUCCCUAAAAAAGUAGCAUGGAGAAUGCUACACCGACAACUGUGUGUGUGCAUGAGUACCUACUAACGCUAUCGCGCGCGACGCGACGCUAAGUAGGCAGAAUAAUUGCGGGCUUUGAUAAAACAAUUAUAAGUAGAUGUAUUUACGAGCGUAUAUUUUGUAUAAGUUUGUACUUAUUUAAAGGUUUAAUAUUUGUUAUAUUUAUUUCUAUGUACUUAUUCGUUUUAAUGUUACAUUUGUAUUAAUUUAAUUUGUAUUAAUUUCAUUAUACUGAUUAUAAGAAA